GGCAAAGGGAGGAGGGGAGGGGGGGGGGAGGAAGGCGAUCAAGCUGAUGUUGACAGUUGCGAAAAUGUGCGUGAUGAAAAACCCUCGGGAAUCAUUGCGCACGUGUUAACGAUGCCGAUCGCUUUGGUCACAUUGUCAAAAUAAACGUCACCCUUCCCCGAAAAUACGAUUGGGAUGGUAUCGAUGCUUCGUCGGCAUUAUUAAGAGGCUGAAGUGUCGCUUUCAACAUGGCGGUGUCGUCGUUCGCGCAGUCAUCCCGUGCGUUUCUCCGUUCGUGACCACGCUGGAUCAUCCUGGCUGCACGUAAUCCCAUCGGAUCGAACCGUUCUCGGAAUAUCGCACGAACGACGCACGCCUGCGUCCGGUUAAGAAAACAAAGUUAUACGGGUCGUUUUGUCGAUACAACGAUAAGAGGAACGAGUAUCGCUUGACAGCCACGAUUGACCUUCCUUCAAAAAGCGGUGGUACUACGUUCCAAUCCAGGACAAAUAUAUCAAGUUAUGUUAUCUUGAUAUAUAUAUUCAUACUGAAUAUCCGUUAAGUGUUUAACAAAGAGGAUCUUUUUUUCGCUCGAUUGCUCGAACAAAUGCUGUGACAUCGAAACAUGAAUCGACGCCUCGCAAUCCUCUCGUAGCAUUAUUUUUCUGCGGGAAAUUAAUAAAAAGCAACGAUUUAAAGCAACUCUUGACAUGUCCUGGUAAAAAUGUGUCUUGUAACAGCCUCUUCUUACACACACAUUGUUAUAUAAAUAAAAUAUUUUAUAUUUUAAAUUUUUACAUUGUGUUAUGAGAGAAUUUAUAUUUGACUUAUAACAAAUAACAGUCUAAUUAAUUAUUUUUAAAGAAAUUUAUAAACUUGCAUGAAACAACUGGAUUAAUUUAUAUAACAUGAAGAUUUUAUUAAUUUGUUUUUAUCCUAGAAAUAAAAAUGAAUAAAGUCUGUAUCAAGAAAAAGAUUCAAUUGAUAUAAUAUAAAUAUAGCUAUCAGUGGCUAAUAUUUAAUUUCAAAGUCAAGAAUUUGUUAUCAGAAGCAGUUUUAGCUCUCUUGGUGCAGCAAGUUUCAAGCUUGAGAGUCUAUUGUGCCUCAUCAUUUUAUUAAUUACUCAUCUUUCCUCGAGAGAAGAAGCAACUUUUUCACAGGUUCUCUCCUUUUCUUUUCUUGGAAACUUUUAAAUAUCUUUAAAUAUAUUACAAGAGAUUUGAAAAUGAAUCUAUUGAUUAGAUCUCUCUAGUGAUAUAACCUGCCAAAAUUUUAUAAAUAAAUAAACAUUUGGAUAUAAAGAGAGAGAGAGAGAGAGAGAGAUAGAGAUAAAAAAAAAGGAAAGAGGCCAAAAGCACCUAAUAGCUAGUAAGAGACUGCUUAUACAUAGAGAUAUUGUUCAAGUUAUACAUUGCCAACAUUAUUUUUUUUAUUUAUGUUUUCACAUAAAUCACUUUCAGUAUCGUUCUUAAGUUUGUUAAUAAGACCUUCCUGUUCAAUAAUAAUACUCAGUGUUCCUUGCAAGUUGCCUGAAUAAUUAUAAAGUCUCUGUUAAACUUUUAAUUACUAUAAUGGCUGAGACACAAAGAAUGACCGUAUAUGGAAGACAUCCUCCAUGUGCCAGUAAUAGUAGGUUGGAGGAGCGUCGUGCUAAGAGAUUGGCAUUGCGACACGAGAGAAAUCGAAAGCCAGAUAAACCGGAUGAUUUUGUGUGUUACGAAUCUAGUGAUGAUGAAGCGGAGACAGUGACCGAAGGCAAACAAUUUCUGAGAACGUCGUUCAACUUCGUAGAUUACGUGCGCGCACGCGAAACAAACACGCGCGAAGUGCGAAAAAUCAAUCAGGAAUAUGGUUCCCGACAUAUAUUAACGCACGAUCUAUUCAAGGAGUACUCGGUCAGCUUGAACAAUAUGAAUAAAGUGUUCUGUUCGCAAUGGUUGAGUGACAGACAAGUGGUAUUUGGUACAAAGUGCAAUAAGCUCAUGGUAUAUGAUGUGGCAACGCAGAAACUAGACCAGAUUCCGUCUCUUCACGGAAGACAACUUAGUCCGGGCGGCAAUGUUAUGCCCGAGCAGCAAUGCGGCAUACAUUCUGUUCAAAUUAAUCCUUCGAGGACUCUUUUAUCCACCGGAGCGAGAAAUAGUAAUGAAAUAGCGAUAUAUAGAUUACCGACUUUGGAUCCAGUUUGCGUCGGGGAGAGCGGUCAUAGGGAUUGGGUGUUUGACAUGUGUUGGCUUGACGAUGAAUUUUUAGUGUCAGGUUCUAGGGACACAAAAAUGGCACUGUGGCGUAUUGAUAGCGAUCUCGCUGAAGCUCCUGACAAAGCAGAUGUGCCUACACACAGAUUGAUUCAAGCUGUCUGUGUGAAGGAAUGCAAAUCUGCUCAGAAAGUACGAGCGCUGGCAUUUAAUAAAGCAUACAAGGAAAUCGCAGCAUUGACGCUCAAUAGCUUUAUACAUAUCUGGUCGGCCGAAUCCUUCAAACAGAAAAUAUCCAGAAAACUGCCAGCUUGCCAGGAAAAUGUUUGUCUCGCAGUACAAGACGAUGGUGUUUAUGCAAUAGGAUGUAGAUCUUAUACUCUUCUUCUGGAUGCCCGUACUUUGCAACCAAUUAAAAAGAUACCUUCAAGAUACAGUGGUUGUGGUAUUAGAUCAGCAAGUUUUCAAGGUUCUGUUCUAACUAUCGGAACUGGUCUAGGAAUGCUUAUGUUUUAUGAUGUCAGAGCUCAGAAAUAUCUAGAAUCUUCUAUAAACUCUAAUAGGACUGUUGUAUUAAAAGCUUCAAAAGGAUAUGUGUUUCCUGACGAAGAAUAUAUAGAUGGCUUUCAAAAUGUAAAAUAUACACCUGCUAUCUAUACCCACUGUUAUGAUGCAUCGGGUACCCGGCUAUUUACAGCAGGUGGUCCAUUGCCUGCGAAUCUAUACGGCAAUUACGCAGGAUUAUGGCAAUGAAGGUAUAAGAUUAAACGAAUUCAAUUAGUACGAUAAUUGCUAAAUUAAAUUAUUAGAACAAGUUUGUAUGUAUGUCGUGGAAGGCUAGAUUGCUUGAUUAUUUGACAAUUUGAUUAUAUGUGUUUAAUAUUUCUUUAAUGUUUUCGAAAAGGAUGCGCCUGAAAAGACGGUAAACUGGUUUUUUUAUUUGUAUUUUUGAGUUAUGCAAUUUGUUAAGUUUUAUUUUCCUUUUUUUUUUUUCAAAAUAUAUUUAGUCCAACACUGCACGAAAUUCGCAAAUAAAGACAAUAAUAUAUUACGUUAUAAAAUUUAUUAUAAUUUCAUUAUAAUUUCAUGAUUAAAUCAGAUCUAAAGAAAUUAAUUUAUCUUGUAAGAGAAAAAGGUUCUAUCUGAAAAAUAUAACGCUUCUUUCUGUUUUAAUAAUGUGAUAAUUCACGAUAUAUAAACAACUAAUUUACAAUUUACAAAUUUAUAUAUUUCGCGACUAUAUUAAAUAUUUAUUUAUAAAUCGAAAAAAAAAAAUCAACACUGGUCGCUAUUUUAUUAUGCGAAUGAUAAUUUAAGAAUAAUACUGAUGUUACGUUUAGAUACAUUAUGAAAUUAAGCCACACAUGCGCUCCAUUUCGAUAUUUUGUUUAAUAUGAUGUAAUUGUAGAAAUAUUCAUAUUAUUCUAAUAUUAAAAGAGCCUUAUAAAUUUUAUGAUUUUAUUUAAAAAAAAGAUUAAUUUAAAAAAAUCAAUAGUUGUGAAUAUAAUUUUUCGGAGUUGAUUGUGGAAUAUGUAGCGUUUAAUAAACAGUUGCGUUUAUGGAUAUUUAAUUCUCCAUUUUUCGUUUCAAUGCAGGGCAGCACUGACAGAUGGAUUAAAGUACUACUAAAAUUCAAUAUACCAUAAUUAUAUGUUUGAAAUUAUCAAAAAGAUAUUGUAAAAGGCUGCGAUUAAGUUAUUUUGGAAUGUUUGUACUCGUGAAAACAGCGCUUAUCAUCGAAUUUCUCUUGUCGGAUCUUUUCUCUCUAGUCCGAGUCUGAUAAAGCAAAUGUAUUAAAUGACAUGUGAAAUUUUAUGUUGUUAAAUAAGCGAAAUUGUGAUUUCCUCAUGCAAAUAUUAUAAUACAACAUGUAUAUGUAUGCAUUGUUACAAUUCUCCGAAUGUUAAUUGUAAUGCAGUUAGAGCUGUCGCGAUCAUAAAAAUUUCUCGAAAAGAAAUUUAUAGAUUUAUUCUUAAUUUAUAAUUUAAAACGAAGCAUGUGUGUGUAUGUCUUUAACGUGAUACAAGAGAGUGAAAAGAAUGAUUCAACGAACAUUAUAACGAUGAAUAUUAAAUUUUAUCAAAUAUAUUAUCGAGUUGUGUGUGUGAUAUUGAAAUCGGCCAACACACAAGAAACAGCAACAAUGAAUUCUUUCUAACACGUCAAGUUAUUUUAAAAGAAAAAUACUACCAAUAAACUUUCUAUCCACAUAUAAAUCUAUCUCGUGUCAUUGUUAUAUGACAUUGCAAAGUAAUCCCGACUAUAGAAUCUGCAACUUUUUAUUUACUACAUAUUAACUGCAUGUCCGACAAAGAGCGGCAUUUAGUAAAAUAAUAGUUUAAAAAAAAAAAAAAAAUUAUGAACUAUAUUAAUAGCACAAUUAUUUCUUAGGAAUAUUUUCAUUUCCUAAAAAUAUAUUUUAUAUUCAUUUCUCUAUAUCGUAGACUUAAUCACGAAUUAGUCAUAUUUUAUUUUCUUUAUCAGCAUUUGAAGUUUAGCUGAUAUUGAAUUUAGCGUGACUGUUCAAGUUUGACCAAGUUUGUUGUCGAGCGUGUCGCCAGCUUUUGCCAUGGCGUUCCGCCCGUUUAGGAAAUAUUAUCGAUUAAAAAGCUUAUGCAUUUAACAAAAAAAGACGUCGAUAUACAUAAUCUAUUUGAUUGUAUAAAUGCCGCUUGUAUGUGCAAUCGAGAGAAAAAGAGAGCAUUUGUCUUUACUUUUUACUAUAUAUGCAUGUACCAUAUAUAUCCCAUCUCGUCUCAUCUUAUAAUAAUAAUGUUAGUCGAUAGAAUUCGACAAUUUUAUGUCGAACAAGCUCAAAUUCGAUUCAGGUAGUAAGGCUCCUUCGGUUCAGUGAUGUAUAUGCUGCAUAUAAUGCGGUGUACUUAAACGCGAGAUAAGAUUUAUCCAUUCAAUCGUCAAAUGAUAACACAUCGCGAAUGCGUGUGUUAAAUCAUCAUAUACUACAUAACGGAUGUAUAUAUGUUAACAAUUUAUAUAUUUCUGACCUGCACACACGCACACACACACACACACACACACAUAUAUAUAUAUAUAUAUAUAUAUAUAUAUAAAAUUUAUAAGAAAUUAUGAGUUGUUAACAUGAAAUAAUUACAGAGUGUUGCGCGAAACUAUAUAAGGUAAAUUAAUGCGUGCAUUGUAUCCGAUAGCUCUGUAGUCUCCCAGAGAUACACACUCAUCUCUCCAUGUAAACGAUCCGAUAAACAUACGUAUACAUGUAGUAUUGGAGGAUAUGAAGCCGCAUCGAUAUUUAUUUCGUCAAGAAGAGAGAGAGAGAGAGAGAGAACCGUCAUUAUGAUAUAAUCGCGAAGAAUACUAGCGUAUUACACUCCACAUGUGUGUGCGUUCAUGAUAUAUAUACUUAGAAAUAUUUAAAUACAAUAUUUUGACGUUCUUGACGGAUUAAAAUAUUGUAUGCAAAAGUUCAUAAGUAUCUCAUAUUUGCUGAUGCGCAGGUAUUUAAUAUUCGAUAUUUUCGACAGAAACGUUCACAGCAUCUCUAAUAGCCUAUUUUUAUAAACAAGCAAUAGUUAACGGAUAGCUUUUCCGGAGACCUUCUAUCGUUUCAUAUCCAGAGAUUGUUUGGAAAUAUGUAAGAAUACACACAAAUCUUCAAACUGCUGCCAUUCCUUUGAUAUAUAUUUCAUUUCAUAAAAAAUAAUACACAAAUAAUAAAUGAAUGUACGGUUUUAUACUUAAAACAUGAGAAAACAUAUUUAUACGAUGCAUCGAUGACGCGUUCCGAAUCUUUCAGUUGCGUCAUCUUAACAAUAGCUCUCAUUGUAACGAUAAACAUGUGUGGCAGAGUUUGUAAAUUUCACAACCUUUGGCAGAGUUGUAAAUUGAUAAUUUACCAUGACACGAAGAUACCUUUGCGCGUUUACGAAAACGAAUGGCGAAAAUGGCGAAUGAACUAUAUCAUUGUAACUUUAUAUAUUUGUGCGACUUCGUAUAUCUAUGUAAAUAAAUAUACCAAGCUCUUGAGACUGA
This is a messenger RNA of Cataglyphis hispanica, 6185 nucleotides long. It is a transcript of the gene DCAF12, whose product is annotated as DDB1- and CUL4-associated factor 12 homolog. The record is from RefSeq and is a predicted model, not a curated record. Lineage: Eukaryota; Metazoa; Arthropoda; Insecta; Hymenoptera; Formicidae. Gene Ontology annotation, cellular component: Cul4-RING E3 ubiquitin ligase complex. Bases 1551 to 2930 code for a protein of 459 amino acids. The transcript has 7 exons. Gene Ontology annotation, molecular function: protein binding.